Bemisia tabaci is the source of this 2107-nucleotide messenger RNA. Its product is annotated as aquaporin AQPcic. Gene Ontology annotation, cellular component: plasma membrane. Gene Ontology annotation, biological process: transmembrane transport. NCBI's taxonomy places the organism in Eukaryota, Metazoa, Arthropoda, Insecta, Hemiptera, Aleyrodidae. Gene Ontology annotation, molecular function: channel activity. The record is from RefSeq and is a predicted model, not a curated record.
AUUAGAUUGAUUAGCGCUGUGAUCAAGGUGUUCUUGCUGUUUGUGAUCGCUAUUUUCGUGUGUUCAGAUGGGUAAAUCAAAGAAAAGACAGGGCUCGGGCCCUAAAAGUAACCCGAAAAAGAAGCAGAUCUCAAAAAAAGGUAAUUCCGCGCACGAGGACUUCUGUCAGCAUAUGUUGGCAGAAUCAGAGUGUGGAUUUUGCUACCGCGAACGAUUCGACGAAAUGUACGGCUGGUAUAACUCAGGUCCGGAGGAUGACGAAUUGGAUUCAAACGAUAUUUCCGAUAUUUUUGCGGAUUUCUUGAUUUCUCGUGCAACGAACAGCAACACACUCCGUUGGACACGAGCAUCGACAAAAUCUAGGAGAACUACUGACUCCUCUCUCCCCUCUCUGGAACCGAUACUCCCAACCAUAGAAAAGCCACAUACAGUGUUUUGCAUCGAAGAAAACCAGCAAACUAAUGACAAUUUAACCGUGAAAGUGAUAUCGCGAGUGAUCGGGGUGCCGGACGUGAAGAACUGGCCGAUGCUGACCCGAUGUCUCAUCGCUGAGUUCAUCGGGACGCUCCUGUUGGUGCUCAUCGGGUGCAUGUCGAUCGCCUUCUCGAAAACAGACAACUUCUUGGACGUUGUCAAGAUCGCCCUCACAUUCGGUCUCAUCAUCGCCACCAUGGUCCAGUCAAUUGGUCAUGUGAGUGGAUGUCACAUCAACCCAGCAGUGACCUGUGGCUUGGCGAUCUCCGGACAUAUCAGCUUAAUCAAAGCAGUUCUCUACAUCGUGGUCCAGUGUUUGGGCGCAGUCGUCGGAGCAAUUAUUUUGAGCGAAAUCAGUCCGAGCAGCGGGUUCGGGAAAGGCGGGAACCUGGGAGUGACGACGGUUUCCGCGGAGCUGAGCGCCAAGCAGGGCUUCAUCGUCGAAGCCAUCAUCACGUUCGUGCUCAUCCUCGUCGUCCAGUCCGUCUGCGACGUCCGCCGCACCGACCUUAAGGGCUCCGUAGGUGUCGCUAUCGGCUUUGCCAUCACCUGCUGCCACCUAGCCGCGAUAAAAUACACCGGCGCCAGUAUGAACCCUGCUCGAUCCUUCGGCCCGGCCCUUGUCAGUGGAAUUUGGGAUAACCAUUGGGUUUAUUGGGCUGGCCCCAUUCUUGGAGGAGUUGUGGCAGGGCUAAUUUACACCGGUGUUUUUCGUGUAACCAAGGGCUCAGAGGAAGACUCCUAUGACUUCCAAUCAAGUUGAUCACCUGACCUUCCCCAAUGAUUUGUUCUUACUCUCAGCUUUCUCUACCUAGAUUACAGUUUAGGUAGUUGUAAAAAUGAUUCACAUCAGGAUUUUUACAUUUCAUGCUUUCUCGUGUUGUGAAAUUUUCCUCAAACCCCAUCAGGUCGAUUCUUUAAAAAAACAAUUGACUUUAUUUUGCAAUGAAAUUGAGCAUUGUUUAAAUUCUGGUCCACGGUGAACCGGUAAGUGAUUAUCUAAGUCAAGUUUCUGAGUUUCGAGAGAAUUUUCAAGAUUUUUAAAAUACACAUAGAAGAAUUUCAUUAAUUUAUUUCGAAUUCCGAUGUAUUAAUUAUUUUUUAAAAGACGGCAUUUUAUAAUUUGCGCUCAUUAGCCUUGUGUAAAAAUGAAACUCAGUCUUAAAUAUAUUGGAUCACUGUGCAUGAAUGCUAAUUUUUAAUGCUAUAAAAUCAAAUUUUCCAAAUACGUCAGUAGCGAGCUUCUGAUUUAAUAUAAGAAUUGAAAGCUCCCAGUUUCACUCAAACCCCGUUCAAACUCUCAUUCAAACCCCGAAUAUCUAUCUUUAUAUUUCCUUUCAGUAUUUUCUCCAAUCAGGACAUGGACAUGACCUAGAUACCAACUGUCAUCAGGAUGAAUCUUUUCAGCAAUAUGCUGUUGUAUUAUGCGCACUAUUAUUUAUUUAUAGCAGAUGAUACCUGUUCUUUCUAGUAUCUCGUUCUUUAAUGAUAAUUUAAAGUGUAUAUUAUUUUUAAGAAUUGUUUAAUUUAUACGUUAUGUUUUGUGAUUAUUAUGUAUGUGUUUAUCACCAAAUUUAGAUGUAAUAAGUUAUUGUUGUUAAGCUAAAAUACAUGUUCAUUUUUUGUACUUUCA